AUUUACUCUGGAGAAUUAACAAUAAGCUCCUCCCUUUGCCUUUAUCACUUCGAACAUUUCCUAAUUGCAGCAAAAUAUAAUCUGAUGUUGCUUAAAGCCACCAAACUGAGGUCAGGUCUGUGUGAACCGUGGGGGCUGGGCAGCUGGAUCCCCCUGAUAAUUAUCAAACUCUGGUAUAAUUCCAGUACAGCAGUGUACUGAGUGUGAAGGAAUACAAAGAGUAGCCAAUCGCGCCCCCCCCCCCCCUAAUAUGAAAUUUCAUUACAACGGCACUUGGGGUGUAGUAAGAAAAGGAAAUUCUGGAGGAGCAUCUCCGAACCUCCUCCUUUUUACUCGGCUCACUUACCUCACCUACAUUUUCAUGCCUUUGUUUAAAGUUUCUGCUAACUCCCCCUUUGCCUAGUCAUACUUGCGGCAUUCCUGUAUCCAACGUUCUGACCCGCAAUGUUUUACUUUAUUCAAAGUACUACAUCUUUCCCUAGAACUUCUAUAACGCCUUUUAGGUUGGGAGCAUCAUUUGUUGUUCGUUAGACUUAGUGGGAAACGAAGUUUCAUAAUUUUUCAUCAUUUCUAGGGGCGGGAGGGGGGUGUACGAGUCCCUAAGAAAGUCAUGGCCGCUGAGCCCCUGCAUGAGAUCUUCCAGUUUCCAAGGGGCCAGAUUUUGGAAAUUUGACGCCAAUUCAUUACAAAAAGGGCAGUCCAAAAUAUGGACGCCUCUAAUUGGUUUCAAAAACAUGGAAUCUUGCCUUGAAUCAGGGCCCUAGCAGCAUCGAGCCUACCAUAGAGCCCCAACCACACCCCCCCCCCCAUAGUGGUUGUGAUUCACGCAUUCACGCACAAUUUUUUGACUUUUCACGCAUUCAUGCACUGCAAAAUUGGUUUUUUACGUACCAAAUUGAGGCAAUUUUUUAAAUUAUCAUUCAAAAUUUCAUUCAAGAAUUCACGGAUAGUUAAGGCCUUUUCACGACGUAACCCAAGGAAAACCCACCCUUCACGUAGGAAUCUUAAUCCUGUUCUACCAUUUCUCCCUCAGCACCAACACUGCCCCUUCUGCCUCAAUCUUGUGCAGGCGUCCCUGGCAAAGAUCAUUUACCCUAUUGUUUUCUCGACUAUUAGUUAUUCUCAUUUCUUAAUUUCAACCAGGGGCUUCAUUUGACUUGAGGGUUAAAAGGGGGGCAGAGUCCAGAAGUUGUCAAUCUUCCUCCGGCCAAAAAAUCUAGAUAUUAAACCUUCCUCAUUUUAAAGGGUUUUAAAUUGGUGCUGUUAAGGAAAUUGGGGGUACUUAACCAGUAGUAAUCCCUUGUUCUUGCAAUUCUGUUUUUCAAAACAUUUUUAAAAAAAUGUAGCAUAUUUUCAAUUUUAGAACUUUUUGGACAGAUGUAAAGCUAUAUGCUUUUAUCAAUUAACAACAAUAGCGUGUCACAACUUAAAUAUAUAAAUUAUGAAAAGUUAAUGCCUUAAUUUAACAAUGCAAAGAAUUAAAAAAACGUGAGGUUUAAAAAUAUUUAUUGUUUUUUAUUAUUUGUCUGUCUUUGUUUUGAAAACGAAAAGCCAAUAUGAAUCUUUAGACUUCCUUAAGUUUCCGAAUUUUUGGUCACCCUACUCAGUUCCUUUUGUCUCUACAACCUUCCUCUGUUUCUCUGACUCAGUUGAGAAAUAUAUAAAAUAUGCUUAAUGUUUAAUCCUCAAUUUCUCUGACGCAAAAAAAUUAUCUGCGUAGAAAGAAUAAAGGGUGGGGUGGGCCCCCAGAUUCUUUACAAUAACACCCAGGCAUCCAGUUGCUGUUCACCACUGCUUAUCAAACGUCCAAAAGUAACAUACUAAUAUUUUUAUCUCGCAGAGGAUUGUUUAUUUAUAAUCAGUUGAGAAAAAAUGAUUCUGUAGCUUUACAAGCCUCCCUCAUGCCACUGGAUAUUUUUGUAUGGUUCUUCUGUUAAUACUCUUAUGUUCAUGUUCUAUUGUUAAACAAAUUCCAUUUUUUCCGCUUAAAGGUUUAUUUUAAAACUAUUGAAAGACUUUUACCGUCCUCAUCCCAAAAUCGAGACAGAUAAAUCUAUAGGUAUUUGACAGAUAUCGAGACAGAUAGUCCAUAGUAAUAAAAAAGUAUAUAAGUAUUUGAAGAGCUUCUAGAAACUUCAUUCGGUCCCACACAUUUGUGAGUAUUUAAGAUUUCUGGCUAUCUCUAGACUGCCAUUUUCUCAAAAACAUCUUACCGAGAACAGUGACGUAGAUAGGAAAAUCCAAAUAAGGAGCGAGAAAAUUAGAUUUGCCCACAAAAAUCUAGCAAUUUGAAUAUAAUUAUAAAUUUGAACAUAACAUAACGACAUUGAUAAUGAAAGAAGACAGCAGAUAAACUCUUAUCAUUCUUUCAUAUGUCUAGUGUCAUAAAUUAUAGUACUUGAAUAUUUUCUGGACUUCACCUAUAGACAACCGUGUAUAAUUUUCGACAAAAUCAGAUGUUUAGCAACGAAAUAAAUGACAGAGAAUAACCAUAGCUUUUUGGGUAUAACGAUAAAGUAAAAGCUUGCAAAUAUUUCAUAAGAUCUUUAUCCAUGGGCGUAGUGUGUGGGAGGAUGUUGGGGGAUUAGUUUCUGGCAAUUAUCCUAGCUGAAACUGAUGAAGCAGAGACACAAGGUGAAGCCUCUGAGGUUCAAGUAAGUCUCAUAGUUACAUAUAAAGAUAAAAACUUAUUAUAGUUGAAAUUAAUAAUUGGUUGUACAUGAAUAACACUUACAAUUGACUUGCAAAAUUUUAGAAAAAUCUAUUUACAAGAUUUUCCAAGUUUGGUACCGUAUUUUCGCGCUAGUGAGCGGACGUGUUUUAUUUGGCGGUAACAUGAAAGAACUUGAAAUACUUCACGCUGUCAAAUAACUAAUUUGGUGAACUCUUUUUAUGUUUUUUUUCUUUUAAUUUUAUGUUUUAAAAUGACACAGAGUUUAAAUAAUAUUUAUAAAAAUGGAGAUGAAUAAAGAAAUCAAAGACUUCAUUUUACAAAGCUUGAGUGCUGUGGAAAAUCGCCUUGGUAAAACAAUUGCUGGAAUCCAAGACACAGUAAAAACAGAAAUAGAAAAUACUCUUGGCUCUCGUCUAACAAACAUUGAAAAAAAACUGGUUGACAUUGAAAACUCUCAACAAUUUCAAGCCGACCAAUACGAAACUUUUCGGACACAAGUUGGGAAUCUUAUGCGUGAGAACAUUGAACUGAAAAAGGAAAACGAAAGUUUGGCCUCUCGUAUCAUCAAGCUAGAGAAGAAAGACGAUCAACGUGCUAAAACAAUUGAUGACCUUGAGCAGUAUGGUAGGAGAGAAAUGCUUGAGUUUGGUGGUAUUCCGCGCGAUGAUAAGGAAAAUUGUGAAGUAAUAGUCCUUAACAUAGCAGAAAAAAUUGAUAUCCCACUAAAGGAAGACGACAUCGAAGCAUGCCAUCGCAUUUCACGCAGGCCUGAUGCCCCUAUAAUCGUCAAAUUCAAAUCGAGGAAAAAGAAGGAGCAAUUCAUGUCAAAAGAGUCAAAAACCAAAGCUAAGAAACUUCGCACCACAGAUCUCGGUUACGAUUUGCAGCCCGACCCUAAUAACCCAAACAAAGGAAAAAUCUUCAUCAACGAAAGCCUGACCAGCUGUCUCAAAAACCUACUGCGCCUAACGAAGAUCAAAAAACAAGAAAUGAACAUUAAAUUCAUCUGGACACGAAAUGGCUCAAUAUUCUUACGAAAAGAUGAAAAGGCCCCAGCCCUUAAGGUAAAUUUCAUUGCGGACCUGGAUAAAAUAGAGUGAGAUACUUUUUUUCCUUUUCUUCUGUUCAGCCAUUAUUCAAAAACAGUUUUUAUUAAUUUUAUAUCUAAUUUAUGUAACUUUCAAAUACCUACAAACAACCCUUAAAAAUAAAAAUGAGUGAAAACAGACUCUG
This is a messenger RNA of Rhopilema esculentum, 3907 nucleotides long. The record is from RefSeq and is a predicted model, not a curated record. Lineage: Eukaryota; Metazoa; Cnidaria; Scyphozoa; Rhizostomeae; Rhizostomatidae.